Molecule: messenger RNA, 1429 nt
Organism: Gilbertella persicaria
Lineage: Eukaryota; Fungi; Mucoromycota; Mucoromycetes; Mucorales; Choanephoraceae
Exons: 4
Coding region: 318-1325 (335 amino acids)
Molecular function (GO): RNA binding
Source: RefSeq, a predicted model, not a curated record
CUUUUAUUUCUCCAAUUGAAAUUGUUAAAUAUCCUAUACUUUCAGUAGACAAAACAAUGAAAGUGUACCAGAUCAAAGACGCUAUAUAUCCAUAUAUUUUCUCGAAAAGCCAUCUGCUUUUUCUUUUCUAGUAGAUCAGAGCUUGAUAGCUAUUGCUUUGAAGACAUGACUACAAUGCAGCUGUGGUUACACGAGUAUUUACAAGCCACGAGGACAAUUAAACGUUUGACAGUCUCGAAAAAAUCAAAAAGACAAAGCUUAUUUUUUUCAAUCAAGUUUUGAAAACUUUUCUUUCUAUUAAGAACAUAUUAGUUAUUAUGGCCGCUUCAGAAGUUCAAGAUAAGCCCGUCGUCGAAAAGAGAGACAAGAAGGAAAAGAAGGAAAAGAAGGAGAAGAAGGAAAAGAAAGAAAAGAAGGAGAAGAAAGAAAAGAAGGAAAAAAAAGAGAAGAAGGAUAAGGAAGAAAAGAAGGCUGCAAAGAAGGCUGCCAAGGAAGCUGAAGCUACCGAAGAACCCACUGAAGUCAAGUCUGAAACUGUCGAAGCUGUUGAAGAACCCGUCGAAGAAGUUAACGACAAGAAGAGAAAGGCCGAAGAAGAGGAACAAGAAGAAGCUGCUCCUGCCAAAUUUGUUAAGACCGAAACUAAGUCUGCUUUCACUCUCUGGUGUGGUGGUAUCAGCUAUGAAUCAACUGCUGAUGAUAUCAAGGAAUUCUUUGGUCAAUGUGGUGAAGUGACUGAUAUCAGAAUCAGAUUGGACGACAACACUGGUAAGAACAAGGGCUUCUGUCACAUUGAUUUUGCUACCAAGGAAGCUCAAGAUGCUGCUCUUAAGCUGAGUGGCUCUCAAUUCAUGGGUCGUAUCAUUCGUUGCGAUGCUGCUGACGGCACUACUCGUCAACGUGCCAAGGAUGAAAACUAUAGCACCAAGACCAAUAAGGUCUUUGUUGCUAACUUGAACCGUGACUACGAUGAAGAUUCUCACCGUAAGGCCUUGACUGAAGCAUUCAGCAAGUUUGGUACCAUUACUUCUGAUAUCAGACUUCCUUACAGAAGAGAUGAAGAAAAUGUCUUGAAGGGUAUUGCCUACGUUGAAUUCGAAACUCCCGAGCAAGCUGAAGCUGCUGUCACUCAAAUGAACGGUGUUGAAGUCAAUGGCCGUCCCCUCCGUACUGAUUUCUCUGGUUCUGAUGAUCGUGAGCGUCUCAACCAAGGUGGUCGUGGUGGCCGUGGUGGCCGUGGUGGUCGCGGUGGUCGCGGUGGUCGCGGUGGUCGCGGUGGCCGUGGUGGCCGUGGUGGUUUCAAUAGCUACGGUGGUAGUUAUUAAUCAUUUAUAUUUGUCCUUUCUAAACUCGAUUUGAAAUCUGCUAAUUGGUCAACAUAAUCAUUUGGCUAUAUGUACAAAAAGGAAACUAAGAAGCGUAUAAACUA